AUGGGCUCGGUGGGAGCGGAGCGCCGCAGGCCCACGCCGGCCCAGACGCCAGAGGAGCGGGACGUGUGGAGGGACGGAGGAAGAGCUGGAUGGAGGGAUGCUGGGAGGGAGGCCUGGAGGGAGGGCAGGGAGAGCGGCGUGGUGCAGAGCUACAGCUUCGACUCGUACCAGCUGGAGGAGGAGGAGAUCAGUAAAGACGCCCCAGAGCGAGGAGUGCUGGCUCUGUCUGAGCCCGACUUCGAAGAACCGAUUCCUGACGACCGUUACCAUGGCAUCUACUUUGCGAUGCUACUGGCGGGAGUUGGUUUCCUCCUUCCCUACAACAGCUUCAUCACUGAUGUAGACUACCUGCAUCGCAAGUUUGAGGGAACAUCUAUAGUGUUUGACAUGAGUCUGACGUACAUUUUGGUCGCUCUGCUGGCCGUCAUCCUCAACAACGUGUUGGUGGAGAGACUCAGCAUGCACACCAGGAUUACUGUAGGUAAGUCACAGCUUCUGUGUGGAAGGAGCUCAUCUAUCAAAGAUCCUCUGUGAAAUGGAAAGGAGAAAAAAAAUAAACAAUAAUAAUAAACUAGAGAAACUGCAUUUCCUGC
Messenger RNA from Nematolebias whitei (Rio pearlfish), 593 nucleotides. It is a transcript of the gene slc29a4a, whose product is annotated as solute carrier family 29 member 4a. NCBI's taxonomy places the organism in Eukaryota, Metazoa, Chordata, Actinopteri, Cyprinodontiformes, Rivulidae. The coding region runs from base 1 to 534 and encodes 177 amino acids. Gene Ontology annotation, biological process: nucleoside transmembrane transport. The transcript has 3 exons. The record is from RefSeq and is a predicted model, not a curated record. Gene Ontology annotation, cellular component: plasma membrane. Gene Ontology annotation, molecular function: nucleoside transmembrane transporter activity; monoamine transmembrane transporter activity.